AUGAACCACACUUCUCAAGCCUUCAUUACCGCUGCCACUGGGGGACUACCCCCAAACUAUGAAAGAAUCGAAGAAGAAUAUGAGGUGGCCGAACUGGGGGCACCCCACAGAUCAGCUUCUGUCAGAACUACCGUGUUCAACGUGCCCAGAGAGGUCUCUGUGCCUGACCAUGUGGUCUGGUCCCUGUUCAAUACGCUCUUCAUGAACUUCUGCUGCUUGGGCUUCACUGCUUAUGCCUACUCUGUGAAGUGUAGGGAUCGGCAGAUGGCGGGUGAUGUGACUGGAGCCCAGGCCUACGCAUCCACUGCCAAAUGCCUGAACAUCAGCUCCCUGGUCCUCAGCAUCCUCAUGGUCGUUACCACUAUGGUUGCUGUUGCCAUCAUUGCUCUUAACACUCAUUGUCUUCAGACUGGAUAG
This is a messenger RNA of Rattus norvegicus (Norway rat), 417 nucleotides long. NCBI's taxonomy places the organism in Eukaryota, Metazoa, Chordata, Mammalia, Rodentia, Muridae. The record is from RefSeq and is a predicted model, not a curated record.